Messenger RNA from Archocentrus centrarchus (flier cichlid), 5143 nucleotides. It is a transcript of the gene tbc1d23, whose product is annotated as TBC1 domain family, member 23. The coding region runs from base 59 to 2143 and encodes 694 amino acids. The transcript is spliced from 19 exons. Gene Ontology annotation, cellular component: trans-Golgi network. Gene Ontology annotation, biological process: retrograde transport, endosome to Golgi; embryonic brain development. The record is from RefSeq and is a predicted model, not a curated record. Lineage: Eukaryota; Metazoa; Chordata; Actinopteri; Cichliformes; Cichlidae.
CGUCAGCGCGCAAAUCAGGCGUGUUGACGACAUCUGACGUGUCUCCGUCAACACAACAAUGGCGGAUACCGUGGAGGAAGCGAUUCAAGGCAGCUGGGAUCAGGAUCUCGCUGAUGCUCUGGACUCUGGUGGCUCAGACAUGGAGAUGGAGAGGAGCACCAUCCAGGUCCAGGAGCAGACAACUGAACACAGAGCCAAGAUGUGGAAAAUUGCCCUAAAUGUCUCUGGAAAAGGCGACAGCCUGACUUCGUGGGAUGGUGUCCUCGAUUUACCAGAACAGACGCUCAUUCAUAACCGCAGUCAGCAGCUGAUUGACCAGCUGGGAGUGUCGGAGGAAGAGAGGAGUGAAAUGGUGUGUGAUGUUGAGUCCGUCAUCACUUUCUACUGCAAGUCACGCAACAUCACCUUCACCCCCAAGCUCAGCUGGCCGCACCUGCUCAAACCACUACUGGGGCUUCAUCUGCCCCGCAGCGACCUCUACAACUGCUUCUAUGCUAUCAUGAACAAAUACAUCCCUAGGGACUGUGUGCCAAAUGGCCGACCCUUCCACCUGUACAGACUCCUGCUGCAGUAUCACGAGCCAGAGCUCUGCUCCUUCUUGGACACCAAAAAGAUUACACCCGACUCCUACGCCAUCAACUGGCUGGGUAGCCUGUUUUCAAGCCAUUGCCUUCCUGAAGUUACCCAAGCCUUGUGGGACACCUAUCUCCAGCAGGCUGACCCUUUCCUCAUCUUCUUCCUCAUGCUCAUCAUCCUCGUCAAUGCCAAAGAGACCAUACUUACACAAGAAGGAGAGAGCAAAGAGGACAUUAUCAAAAUGCUGGAAGGAUCUCCUGCUCUCCUAGAGGCCGAGGACAUUGAAGACUUGUUUUCACUGGCCCAGUAUUACCAGAGCAAAACUCCUCUGUCGCUCAGAAAGAUGAAUCAGAAUCUGUUUGGUAGCAGUUUGGUGGCUCUUAAAGAGGAGGACACUGACCUGAGUCAGGCACUGUGCCUCCCUGUGUCUGUCCCUGAAAUCCUGCAGGCCAAUCAGCUGCAGCAGGAUGGGGUGCGUUUCUUCGUGGUGGAUUGUCGGCCUGCAGAGCAGUACAAUGCUGGGCACCUGUCCACGGCCUUCCACCUGGACUCAGACCUGAUGCUCCAGAACCCCUCUGAAUUUGCACUCUCUGUGAAAUCCCUCUUGGAGACACAGAAGCAGUCUUUGGAGUCGGGCUCCAUCGCCAGUGGAGAGCACCUGUGCUUCAUGGGCAGUGGGAGAGAAGAGGAAGACAUGUACAUGAAUAUGGUGCUGGCACAUUUCCUGCAGAAAAACAAAGAAUAUGUCAGCAUCGCUAAAGGAGGGUUUAUGGCUCUCCAGCAGCACCUCGUAGACAUGAACGUCGAGGGGCUCGACUCCUCGUACGUCCAGUGGAUCGUCAGCACAUCUGGAUCUCACAGCAGCCUCAGCUCAGCUGAUGGCGAGUCUCUCCCUGGAGACAGCAAGGGGGUCAAGUCCCUGGUCAACAAAAUGACAUUUGCUCUCAAGUCCAAGUCGGUCAACGUAAAGGAGAAGAUGAUCAGCUUCAUUGAGAAUACCUCUGCCCCCGUCGACAGAAUAUCUUUCAAUCUACCCUGGCCAGAGAAGGUGGUCCCAGAUCGGCACGUGAGCAGCAGCGACCGCGUCGGCAAACCUUACCGGGGGGUCAAGCCCGUUUUCAGUAUUGCCGACGAAGAGGAGUACGAUACAGAUGAGAUCGACAGCUCGUCCAUGUCAGAUGAUGACCGGAAGGAGAUCGUCAAUAUUCAGACCUGGAUAAACAAACCAGAUGUAAAACAUCACAUUCCAUGCAAUGAGGUGAAAGAAACAGGUCACAUGUUCCCCAGCCACUUGUUGAUCACAGCGACUCACAUGUACUGCCUGAGGGAGAUCGCCUCAAGGAAAGGUUUCGCCUACAUCCAGUCCAGACAAGCACUGAACUCUGUGGUGAAGAUCACAUCCAAAAAGAAGCACCCAGAACUGAUCACGUUCAAGUUUGGGAGCAACAAUUCAGCCGGAGUGGAGAUUUCAGCAGUUGAGAGAUAUUUGAUUCCCAACGCGGGUGACGCCACGAAGGUCAUCAAGCAGCAGAUCAUGAAGGUCCUGGAUGCUCUGGAGAGCUCGUAAACGGAGAUGGCAGCAUCAUCGCGGGAGAUUUAAUACAAACUGUAAGAAGAGUCUCCGUCUGCCAAGAGUGAAACCUCCUUCCGCUCUCCCUCCUGGACAGAUCCCAGUGCAGCGUUGACUGUGAAGCCCUGCGUGUCUGUCUUUGGGACGCGUGGGCACACCGCUGACUGCAGAACUGUGAGCCAGGCUGCGCGUGUUGAAACAUUUAGGUGCUCCGCUGUCAUCCAACCAUCAUCUUAUACUUAUUUAAAAAAAAAUAUUGGUUGUAGUGUAUGUUCUUCUUUACUGUUAGUAUAAAAUGGGAUCUCAUUACCGAGGAGCUCCGCUCUGAUGAGUUCCCGCCGGCCUUAACGUAGCGUACUGACUGACCAGUGGCAGACCUCUUUGAUCCAUACAUGACUGACACUUUCUUUUCCACUCGAGCAUCUCAGUUCUGACCCAUUUGUUUUGUUGUGCGCACUGUUGCAUUUGUCUUAACGCGUUGAGUAGAUUUAACGAUUAUUUGGUCAGCAUGAGUCAGCCCAGUGAUGCACACACACCCCACCCCCAAAAAAACUAGAAAAGCUGUACUGGCACAUGAGGCGAGUUUCCUACUGCUGCAACUGUUUUUGAUAACUUUUCCUUUCCAGCAGGCAGCCUUAAAUAGAAACUAUUUGAGGGUUAGUUUAUAAAUAUGUAAUGUGUAUAUAUAUAUAUUGUGUAAACUGCUCUAUUAUCAGUACAGACCUUUGCAAUGUCAUUUUGAAAGCAUAUCUUGACAGAAUAUAUAGUGAAACCUAUAAUCUUCACCAGGUUUGAAGUUCCCCUUCUUUCUAGUGUUUCUGAGAGAUCAUUUAUUCUCUGCUUUUACAUAUAAAAAUAAAUUAACCUCAUCUUACAGCAGUUUGAUGUAGCUCUCAGAAAGCCUCUCUGGACUACAUUAUGAUUACAACAGGAAGCUCAGUUGUACAGUCACAAAGAGCCUGAGCACCUCAGUAUUGUCUCAUCCAUAACUGAGUUAUGUUGGUGUCCAGAAAACUGAAACAUUACAGAGAAACAGAAGAUCAUUGUAACAAGCUGCAGAGCUUUGAAAGGAAUGAAAGGGCAGUAAAGUGGACCUAAUAUGCUCAUUCAGGCUCUAUAUUCUUUAUUUUUGGACUCGGCUGGAGUAGUUUUGCAUGACUGACGUAUUUAUCCGAUCCUCCAGCCCCCCUCAGUUCAUCUGCUUUAUAAAACAAGCCGCUUUCCCGUUCUCCCUUUAAGGCACCUUUCUUCUGAUUGGCCCCUUAAAAGCGAAAGGUUUGGACAGCAGGUAGGUGGCGCUUCUGUGCCACGAUAUGAUCAUUUUAGGGAUUUCUGCUGUUUUUGACAUCACGCAGAUCAAAGUGUCAAAAAAAAAAUAAAAAAUCUAACACUGAGCACUGAUUGCGUGCACGUAGCUUAUGUGAUUUGUUGAAACUUUGGUCAUGUUUAGUAUGAAUAUAAGAUCAGUAUUUAUAUAUGACAGAAAAUAAGGAAAAGCAUAUGAGGUCCACUUUAAAGGCAGGGGUUUGAUGCUGCAUAAAAAGGUGGUGCAGGAAAACAGCUACAGAGAAAAUCCACAUUCAGGGUUUUCAGGUAGUUGGAACCAGUACUUAAUUUUUGACCCACAAAAAAAUCUUUAUUUUCCAUCCACACAAUUUGCAGAAUAGAAACGCAGCAUAGGUAAAGCAGUGGUUCUCAAACUGUGGUUCACAGACCUAAAGGUGGAGAAGCUGGAGGGUUGAUGAAUAGAGGAAAAAAUAUGUGGUUAAUGAUUUCCUCAGGGAAAGAAGAGUUUGAUGGUGUGGUUGUGGUGACCUUUAUUUCACUAAAGUUCAGGUUGGGUCUUAUUGGUUGUUUAGGAGCAUGCUGCAAAAAAAACCAAAAAAAAAAAACACUGAUUUGAAGGGAAGUUAUCGGGAAUACCAGGAUAAAUUGGCCGGUGUUGAUUUCUGACUGAAAUUCAGAUGAGAUUUAGCGCUGGUUCAUCUGUUGUUGUUGUGUCAGAUCAUUUUUGUGCUAACGUGAUGAAAGGCUUAAAAAACAGUGAAAUUAUUUUUACAAGACUUUUGGUUCCCUGGCAAAAAGGUGACAGAAUAACACGAAAAAUAAAGUCAGCUCUCAGCCAAAUUUUUUUGUAACAUCAGUAUCAAAUUUCAUAAUUGGUGCAUAUUCAUGUAGAUGUUGGCAACUCAGUCUGCCUCAUCAGUUGUAUUAGUUAAAACCAUAUACUGUGUUAAACAGUCUGCAGUCCAUACUGAGCGGUUUUACUUUGCUUGCCGCUGUUGCCUUCGGCCUCAUGCCUGUGAUGUGUGAUUUUUGGGGACCGGCAGUGGCAUCAUAUCGCAGCAGGGGUGUAACUAUGCUCUCUAAUCACAGUUCAGUUCGUAGCACGGUGGUUUCUCAGGUUCACCCGUUACCUGAAUAGCUUUUAUUUUGCAUGCUUUAACAGCUCCACAUGGGUAUCACAGUAAGGCGCAAUUUCGGUCUGUUUCAGAGUUGUUUCGCCCCUCGAUCGCCGUAUACUGCUCGCCUCUGGUCGUAAACUCUGCUCGGAUUCUCCCUCGCUUUCUCCCUGCUUGCUUAAUUGCGUUGAAGUCUAGCCGUGUCUGCAGCCUCCCAGAGCGACCUCCAGUGUGACAGCUGCAGUCUAAACCUCAGUCCAGAGAGCACUGACCCCUUAAAGCACAUUUAAAAUAUGAGCAAAGCAAAAACCAAAACUUGAAUCAAAGACUAAAUCUGUUUUUUUUCCCCUCACUCCAGUCUCUUGAAGCAUUCCUGUAUAAUCCAUGCAUUGUGUUGUAAUUUUCUGAUAUUUUUCAGUGUUCCCAUUGACUGGAACAUCCUCGACUGGGAGUCUUUACUCUGUAAUGUCACUGGCACAGGAUGUCAACUACUAGUCAAAAAUGCUACGUGUCUCAAGUGUAAUUUGCACCUUACUGUUCUGCUGUUAUUUUCUAAGCAUUUCAGUUUUUAAUAAAUGGAGAUUAUUUGACUGCA